GCUGCCGCUUGGUUGGUGGGGGCUUUCGUCGCUCGUGAUUUACUCGUGGUGGUUGGUUCGUGGCGCGAUCGAACGUUGGGUCACCGAUCCAGACCGAUACUAACCGAUCUUAACCGAUCCUCCCGCUUGAAUAUGCAUAACACUUAAUGUUCCAAUAGCGCGAAAUAUAAAGACAACACACAAAGUGACGGAGUGAGCGUUACAUGCUGCGGUUUGGCAGCUACAUGUACAUAUACAACGUGAACCGCUCUGCCACAUCUACAUAUUCGCGUUACGUGACGUAACAGCGUACUUUUUGUUAUUGUUUGGCCUGCUACCCAAACGUGUGACUAUAUAUACGUAUAAAUAUAAUACAUAUAUACAUAUGUACGUUUUUCAUGAACGCGUUCGUGAUCUUUGAAGCAAAACAAAGCCAAAGCCAAAAACCGAAGCAAUUUCACCGCAACGAAAAGCAACAUAAUCAUUGGUUUUCUAUACCUACGCGAACUUGAUCAUGUAAAAGCCCGUGAAAUAUAGACAUAUAGCGGUUAUAUAGUGAUUACUUUCAUUCAACGUCAUGGCUUAUAAUUGAUGUAAAUGUGAAUGCAAAUAUAUAAAUGGGAAUGUAAAGUGAAAACAACGACUAAACUUGGGUUCAUUCUCAGCGGUUCUAAAGGCACUGUGUGUCCGUCGGUCAUGUCCAAAUACGGCUGCUAUGGAUCCAAUUUUCUUCUCGCAAACGAAUGGUAUACCGUCAGAGAGUAAACUUGCAACAUAUAUGAAUCGACAGAAUGUCGCCACACCGAGCGGUUAUGGGCUGAAUAACGGGUUCUCACUUCUUAAUUUGGAUUCGCCCUUAAAUAAAAAGUCCCAGGUCACACCGCAGUCGCCCGAGUUCAUUCCAACGCGCAUUAACUCGUCGCCCAACUUUUACGCACCAUAUCACAACGCACCCAUGCAAUUGAGUAAUGGGCUCAGUGGCGUCAAUGGGUUAACAGCCGCAGCAGCAGCAGCAGCCGCAGCAGCAGCCGCCGCGGCCGCCUCAGUGCCCUCAUCCACAACGUCGGUAUCCUCGGCCGCCUCUGUGACCAUUAGCAAAACGGCCAACGGUGGUGCCUCCAUGCUCUCCUUGCAGAAGACCGCCUCCAUUGCCACUGUCAACAUCGCACAACAGCAACAACAACAGCAGCAGCAGCAGCAACAGCAGCAGCAACAACAGCCGCAGCAUUCCCAAAAACAGCAACAGCAGCAGCCUCCGCCACUACAGGUGGGCGGUGGAGCAGUGUCGGCUGUCUCCGCCCCCAUAGCAAUCAGUGGCGCUCCACCGAAUCCCGCCGCCGCUCCAUUUGUCAGCAUGUCCGCUCAAACACCGCUAAAGGGACGAGGAGGAAUGUUACGCCAGGAAUCACCCACGGCGGCCAUGCUGGCGGGUGGUGGACCCGGCGAAAAGUCACCACCGCACGGUAUGACGCCGCACGGAGCCUCACCCAUACCCACAACAUUACCCACGAGCGUCCAUCAGGAGAAUGUCGGCGGCACCAUUUACUUCUAUCCAACUGCCAACGCACAGAAUAGCCAGCCUGUUGUCAAUUCCGUGGUGGUGGAUACAACGCAUCCAGCCCACCAUGGCGUCAGUGCUGUGGCGCCAAUGAGCGCCGUUGGCGGUGUACCACCAACGAUCAUGUACACGGGCCAUGUAUAUCCAGGUCCGGCGUCUAACGUGAUCACGUUGCAACCGAAGACGCAGUUGGAAUCGGCUUUCUUUAUACCGGAUGAGAUGCGUACCGAAAUCCUUGCCCGCAACGAGAUCUCUAAUUUGAUUAUGGAUGCAGCGGAGGCUGCGCAGCAUGCCCUGCCCAUGGAGGUGGAUAAUUAUCAUGCUUUGUAUCCCCUAGAGCCGCCGGCGCAGCCGUUGCAUGCUAAGCUAACGCUACCCGCCAGCACGUACCGGGCCACGCACAAUACAACGGGCUACAAGUACUGCCUGCGAAGGUUACACGGGUUCCGCCUGCAGUCGACCAAGUGCAUGACGCUGGUGGAGAUGUGGAAGAAGCUGCAGCACACGAAUGUGGUACAAUUGCGUGAGGUCUUCACGACGAAAGCAUUUGGUGAUAACUCUUUAGUAUUAGUGUACGAUUAUUAUCCCGGCUCACAAACAUUGCUGGCCAAAUACUUUACACCGGCGCCAGAGACCAACGGUUACACUGAUCCAUUCCAAGGCGAGGCACGCCCCUUCAGUCAUAAGAGCAACAUGCAGCGAACCAACAAUGGACCCUUGCUGCCGGAGGCCACCAUUUGGUCCAUCAUUAUGCAGCUAACCGCCGGCCUGAGGGCCAUCCAUCAGGCGGGUCUGGCUUGCAAGGUUCUGGAUCCCACAAAGAUCAUAGUGACGGGCAAGCGUGUGCGUUUUAGCUCCUGCUGCAUCUCGGACAUUACGCAAUUCGAUCCAAAUGCAGCCAAUCCAUUGGCUCUGGUCAAUAUGCAUCAGCAGGACGAUCUAACUGCUUUGGGUCGCUUAGUAUUAGCUUUGGCCUGCCGCUGCCUCCAAUCCGUGCAACGCGACAAUGUCCAGUCGAGCAUUGACAUGGUCACGCGAAACUACUCCACCGAUCUGCGUAACUUUAUAGUUUACCUCUUCACCACGAAUAACCGUCGUUCGGUGACCGAUCUGAUGCCAAUGAUUGGUGCCCGCUUCUAUACGCAAUUGGAUGCACUUCAGAGUCAGAUAGAUAUGCAGGAGGAUGAGCUGGCCAAGGAGAUGGAGAACGGGCGGGUGUAUCGCAUUUUGGUCAAACUUAAUAGCAUCAAUGAGCGACCCGACUUCAAUUUGGACUGCACUUGGUCCGAGACUGGUGAUAGAUACAUGUUGAAAUUAUUCCGUGAUUAUUUAUUCCAUUCCGUCACUGAGGAUGGCCGGCCCUGGCUAGAUCACGCACAUAUUGUCCAAAGCCUCAACAAGCUGGACGCUGGCUGCAUAGAGCGCGUGCAACUGAUGUCUCGCGACGAGCAAUCGGUACUCAUUGUCUCCUAUGCUGAACUCAAGAAUUGUCUGGAGAACGCCUUCUCCGAACUGAUGUCAAGUGCGGCCAACUGAGAGAGCGGUCGAGCGUCUCGGAAAGCAGGAAACUAGAAACACGCGCAGCUCACUUAGCCACCACCACCACCAAUUCCUCCUACGACCACUGAGAGCGACUAAGAUUUAAAGAGGAACGGAUUAGCGAUUAAGCGAAACAUUCAUUACGACUAAGAAGACAUUUGAGAACCAUUAAACAAGAGUAAAAUACGAAAA
Messenger RNA from Drosophila serrata, 3268 nucleotides. RefSeq names its product Poly(A) specific ribonuclease subunit PAN3 (gene PAN3). Gene Ontology annotation, cellular component: P-body; PAN complex. Gene Ontology annotation, biological process: nuclear-transcribed mRNA poly(A) tail shortening; mRNA processing. Gene Ontology annotation, molecular function: poly(A) binding. NCBI's taxonomy places the organism in Eukaryota, Metazoa, Arthropoda, Insecta, Diptera, Drosophilidae. The record is from RefSeq and is a predicted model, not a curated record.